Molecule: messenger RNA, 1357 nt
Organism: Hyaena hyaena (striped hyena)
Lineage: Eukaryota; Metazoa; Chordata; Mammalia; Carnivora; Hyaenidae
Gene: CUNH7orf57
Product: chromosome unknown C7orf57 homolog
Exons: 8
Coding region: 90-986 (298 amino acids)
Source: RefSeq, a predicted model, not a curated record
GGUGGACCGAGAGAGCAGGCCCGCUGCAGCUCAGCCCCCGGGGCAGUUCCCUGCUCACCCGCGGACACCUGGUCCAGUCUGUCAGCGGCAUGAGAAACACAAGCAAGGAGCUGCCGGGCGCCACGAGCCGCUACGCUCCCUGCGACUGGUAUUACCACCUUCCCGUGAAGCGGUCCGAGAAGCCCAUGGACGUGCCCCCGGCCUCCCAGAUCCCCGGCCUCAGUGAUCUGAGCGAGCCUCCCAGUGGGCACCUGCCCGGGCAGCGCAGAUACUGGAUAAAGGAAACCGACUCGGAGUAUGUGAAGCUCGCGAAGCGAGGCGGCCGGCCCGAUCUGCUGCAGCACCUGGCACCGGGGACCAGGAAGGGCUCCCCAGUGGCCUACUCCUUGCCGGACUGGUACAUCCACCACAGCAAGCCGCCCACGGCCGAGCAGAGGCAGGUCCCUGUCGUCUCCAUGCCGGAUUACAUGGUGUAUGAAGAGUUCAACCCCGAUCAGACCAACGGUAACUACGAGUCCAGAAGAGGGCCGUUCGACUUUGAUGUGAAAACCGUGUGGCAGAGGGAGGCCGAGGAACGGGAGAAGGAGAAAAAAAAGGUGCGGCUGCCUGCCAUCAACUCCAAGUUUCCGAGCAAAACGGGGACCCCGCUCGGCCCCAGAGAGCCUGCAGGAAGCAGACUCUCCUUCCCUCCCAUGCCUGGGCAGAAGACCAGUUCACCCACAAACUUUUCCAAACUCAUCAGCAACGGGUAUAAGGAUGAGUGGUUGCAGCAGCGAGGGGACUCGGAUGGAAGGGCCCCACGGGCAUCCGGGGCAGCCCCGCCGGCUCCGUCCCCGUCCCCGGCCGCGCAAGACCCCGAAGGGCUCCAGGAUGCAGCGCCGCCCCCAGACCCGGACGUGCCCGAGGGCUCCAAGGACACUCAAGAUUCUCCUUCUCCACGGGCCACCACGUCUCCAUCUGCAUCCACACCUGGAGAGCUCAAAUAAGCCCCCCACCAAUAUGCAUCUACGAUCAUUUUCUGACGCCUAAAAAAGAUGUGACUGCAUCACAACCAUGCUUCUGAGGCUCCCGCUAUAUUUUAGGAGCAUAGAUUCAUACGAAAUAAUUACCUUCUAGCUUAUCUGCGUAGAUGGUAGAGAUGUUGGGUGUGGCUUUCUGCAUUUCUCUGGGACGUGAAUCACGGGGCCUUGAGGACGCUGCGCCUCGCUGGCCUGGGGUGUGGCCGGGUCUCAGACCCAGCCCCUUCCUCCCCGGCCCAUCAUCCUCUGACCUUACCUGAUCCUGUGGGAGUCUCUGUGACAUUUCUGUUGAAAUCAACCUGUUUAGACUCUUAACUAGAAGAAACUCACAGUCUUUU